Messenger RNA from Coccidioides posadasii C735 delta SOWgp, 1672 nucleotides. RefSeq lists its product as uncharacterized. Gene Ontology annotation, molecular function: phosphatidate phosphatase activity. The record is from RefSeq and is a predicted model, not a curated record. Lineage: Eukaryota; Fungi; Ascomycota; Eurotiomycetes; Onygenales; Onygenaceae. Gene Ontology annotation, biological process: phospholipid metabolic process.
UUGACUUUUGAUAGCGAGAACCUUCAUUCUUUGAAUGCUUGAUACUUGACCUGUCUUUCUUUCACAUCUCCUUGUCUUUCCCCUUCUUUUCAUGAGCCGGACUUUGGUGUUUCACCGUGCGAAAGGAUCGAAGUGAUGGAGUCCCAGCUCCCAAACAAACUCCCUUUCUCCAAAAAGCCACUUCGCGCCAGGGUGAUUAUAUCGUACAUCCUAGACUAUGUUAUCCUAGUUGCCCUUGUCAUCGGCUUCUUCAUACUCGAUAAAGUCGAGCCCCACCAUCAGCACUUCUCCCUCCGAAACUACACCCUUCAAUAUCCCUUCGCCGAACAUGAGAGCAUCCCGAUGUAUCUAGCCCUCGCCAUCACCGGCGGUGUCCCCAUCGUCGUGAUAGCAGUAUAUACGAUUGUCAUAGAUGGGCUGUUUUCGCACCACAAGCCCACCAAUCCUGCCACUGGACGAAGGAAGGUGAUGGGGAGGUAUCGGCUGAAGGAUCGCCUUUGGGAAUUGAACUGCGGGAUUCUUGGCCUGUUUCUGUCCCAGGCCGCCGCUUUCGUUAUCACGAGCGCCCUGAAGAAUGCCGCGGGGAAGCCUCGACCGGACUUCAUUGAUCGUUGUCGCCCACGGCCCGGGAGCGAGGACGCACCAGUUUUUGGGCUGUCGAAUUCAACUAUCUGCACCCAAACUGACAACGCUAUCAUGAAAGAUGGAUUUAGAUCCUUCCCUUCUGGACACAGUAGCUCUGCAUUUGCCGGACUCUUUUACCUUUCGCUCUAUCUUGCGGGCAAGCUUCAUGUUUUGGAUAGUCGAGGAGAAGUUUGGAAGACCUUCGUGGUCCUAAUGCCCACACUUGGCGCGGGGCUGGUUUCCGUGUCGCGAAUCAUGGACGCCCGCCACCACCCAUUUGACGUGAUAUCAGGAUCGUUGCUGGGCAUUUUAUGCGCAUGGAUGUCUUACCGACAGUAUUUCCCGUCUAUUACGGAGGCAUGGAAGAAGGGAAGAGCACAUCCCAUUCGGACCUGGGGAACUAUCCCUCAGCCUCCAGAAUUAGUCGAACGACGUCGUUUCGAACUUGACGACGAUGAUGAUGACGAAGCUAAACCCAUGGCCCCACGAGACGAGGAGUAUCAGGGGGUAACGUCCGCUAGGCCGCCAAUGUUUCCUUCACAGCGACGAGAGACUGAGUUUUCAGCCGUCGGCGACAAUCCAUUCCAACCUCCACGGGCGUACUCAAGACGAAGACGUGAUGACGUAGAUCCUAACUACUCGUCAUCUAGUGGUGAUUCACAUGGCGGCUACGAGAUGCAAUCAGCUUACAAGGGAGGAACCCAAGCAAGCGAAUCCCAAGAGCGUUUGGAUUCGGGCCGUCCCACAGAUAUCGCCUUUCAUUCAUCGUCCCAACGAAGGCCGUCGUCGCCCAGCCCACUCCGUCGAUGAUGGCAUAUUAUAUUUGCUUAUAUUUCGUUCCAUCUUUGGGAAAUGAGUUCAGAGAUAAUUCGGCAGCUGGAGUUUUUAUUGUCAGGCGCUUCUUCUUGCUUAUUUUCACACUGCAAUUUUCGGCUUAAGGUUUCGUGGGCUGGGAAAUUGGGAAUUUUGUGUCUCUUUUUUGAGCAUUAUGAUGCACGAAGCCUUGAUCUUGCAAAGUCUAACCUUAUUACUGUAUGUACGCCAAAGC